Messenger RNA from Vespula pensylvanica (western yellowjacket), 1512 nucleotides. RefSeq lists its product as uncharacterized. The transcript has 3 exons. Gene Ontology annotation, cellular component: nucleus. The coding region runs from base 124 to 1389 and encodes 421 amino acids. The record is from RefSeq and is a predicted model, not a curated record. NCBI's taxonomy places the organism in Eukaryota, Metazoa, Arthropoda, Insecta, Hymenoptera, Vespidae.
GGUUAUAUAUCAAUAUAUAUUCGAAGUCGAGUUCCACUGGAUUACGUGAAUUUCAGUUUACAAUCUCGUAUUUAUUAAAUCGCUUAAUAUCUCGUCCUUGUAUGUUAAUUUUUGUUUUAAAAAAUGAGUCUUGUGGCGUACGAUAGUAGCGAUGAUAAUUCCGAAGAUGAAGAAGUUAAUUCUAUCGAGCGUAGUGAUAAUAAAAAUGAUCUAACCUUUCUAACCAAACGUUUGAACAAAGAUUUAUGUUUACCUGCACCAAAAAAUAACACGGAUGUAGAAUUAACUGUAAAUAAUGAAUCAUUAUCAACAUUUAAUUGGGAUAUGUUGCCAAAACCUAAAAAUGCGAGCAUAGAACAAGUGGAUUUGAAGGAGGAAGGUGAAAUUCCGGCAAAGAAGGAAAUAGAACAAGAAAAAAGGCCAACUAAGAAACCAGUCAAAAUAAUGAUUAGAUCCUUAUGCGAAUUCAAAGAUCUCGAUGAAGAGGAUAAGAAAAAACAAAGUAGGAUUGCACCAAUAGAAAAAGGAUCAGGACUUUUUUCUAUCUUACCAGCUCCUAAGAUAGUAGAGCAAAAAAGUACCAAGUCUUUAAUACCAAACGUUGUUGUUAAAUCUCAAAAUGUAUCGACUACAAAAAAAAUUAUAUCAUCUAGCGACAAGCCGAAAAAAUCUAACUACGAGUCAAAUUCUGAAGAUGAAGGGGAAAGCGAUGCAAAUAAAAAUGAUAAUCACGAAUCUGGCAUAGAUUUCUUUGCUUUGAAUACAGUCAAAUCUGUGACAAAUACAGAUUCUAUAACAUUGGAUUCACAGAAUACAGAAAGUAGUGAUUUUGUAUCAAUGUCCACACUUUUUAAUGAAUCCAAAACAAAAAAUAAUACGAAUGCGAAUACUAUUGUACGUGACAAUAACACGGAGCAAUACGCUCACAAUUCGAAUUUAACCUUAGUAAGUAACGUUAUAAAUUUACCAAAAGAAGAAAUAUUAAUAAAAAAUAAAGCAGAAGUUGGACCAAAAUUACCCGUUCCAGAACAAGAAUAUAAUGUCGAUGCUGAAGGUAAUGUAGCAUUCGAUGAAAAAGCUAUAGAAUACCUGUGUGGUAGGAGAGGUAUAAAGAGAAAAAAUAAGGAAAUGGAAGAAGCAAACAUAAUUGAAAUCAGUGGCGAUGAUAUUAAACCAGAUGAAAGGGAAUGGUUGGUGAAAGCAUUGACGGAAGAACCUGUACAGAGGCCUGUGUCUAUGCAAAGUAGUGGAAUUAAUUUUCAGUCAAAGAAGAAGCAUCAAAUUACGUACUUGGCGCAUCAAGCUAAAGCUAUGGAACUUGAAUUGAAGAAUCAAUGGGCUCUUAAUAGAAUGACAAGGAAACAAACACAAUCCAAGUAUGGUUUUUAAAAACAAAUGAAAAUAUAAAAUUAUUUAUCACGAGUACGAGUCUAUUUCUGAUAAAAACAGAAGCGGUUAUUUGUAAAACGUUUAUUAUAUAUAACGGUAAAAUAUAUAAUAUUAUAGCAAGUA